This is a messenger RNA of Trypanosoma theileri, 1152 nucleotides long. RefSeq lists its product as uncharacterized. The transcript has a single exon. The record is from RefSeq and is a predicted model, not a curated record. The coding region runs from base 1 to 1152 and encodes 383 amino acids. Lineage: Eukaryota; Euglenozoa; Kinetoplastea; Trypanosomatida; Trypanosomatidae.
AUGCUCUUUGAUACUCUGCGAGUUGCCGAGUGCUCCAUAUGUUUACAAACACUUCUCCCUGGCAGUAGUGGUAGUUGUGGCUCACCUUCGCCUAGAAAUACUCCACAGAAAAAUAAACCUAUAUCUUCACAAGGAUCCACCCACUCACGAAGAGAUGUAGAGGGAACAGAAAGAGAAAGAGAAAGAGAAAGAGAAGAAGAAGAAGAGGAAUUUAGAAUCACAUUCGCACCGGGUGUUCCGCGUCUUAAUGAUGGGAAUGAACUUGGUAUUGAUAGUAUCACACGCACCUUUCUCUCAGCAGUGGAGGAGUAUCGUAAAAAGGAAAAACGUUCACAUGGACUGAGUCCUGGUGAUUUAGAUGAGAGUCAUGUAAACAUGGGGAAUGAAGGUAUUGUGGUAUUACCAUGUGGUCACAUGCUUCACUUCCCCUGUGCUGUUCAAUUAUAUGAAUAUAAAAAUGAUGCGAAAUGUCCUAUUUGUCGUCAACCGCUUAAAGGGGUUUCCGAUUUCUUACUCUUCUCUCCUUCUCAGCGUCCAUCAUUAUCUCAUAAUAAUAAUAAUAAUAAUAAUAAUAAUAAUGAUAAUUAUGAUAAUAAUAAUAAUAAUAAUAAUAAUAAUAACGGAAGUGGUGAUAGUGGUGAUGAUGUACAAUUUACCGGUGAACGUCGUGUUGCGGCGGUAGAUGCGUAUAGUUAUCGUCUUCAUCGUGAGACUCUUGAGUUAAAAAGACGACGACGAAACUUACGAGGUCGUGAAGGAGAACUUACAAGUAGUAAAGAACAAUUAGAAGAACAAUGCCGUGUACUUCAAAAAUCCGCAGGAGAGUCUCGACGUCGGUAUGAAGUCUUAACAAAUCAAGGUUCAGUAGGAAUAGAACGUUUAGCACAACUUCAAAGUGUAGCCCGUGAAACUCAUACCUCGUUGAAUCUUCUUACGAAGGAACUUGCAAAGUUAACACGUGAAUUAGUAAUGUUAGAUCGUCAGGUUGAAAAGUAUCGUCAGAGACUACAACGUUGCCGGGCAGUUCAGCGUGGAGAAGUCGUAAAUGAAGAAGAAACUGGCACAGUACAUGGGGAUGUUUCCUCUUUAGGUCUCCGUAAACGGAGGCUUAAAAGUCCUGAGAGUGGAAGAAUGUUAUCAUACUAUAUCUAG